UUGAAUGGGUAUCGCUUCUCGGCCUUUUGGCUAAGAUCAAAGUGUAGUAUCUGUUCUUAUCAGCUUAAUAUCUGAUACGAAAGUCAUUGACUUUCCAGUAUAUUAAACUGAUUUUUGGAACUGGGAUGGGGUCGUGAAGCUUGCUUCCGCCCGUCCACGGGUCGGCCUGGCAUUGCAGUACAGUCAGGAUCGGCCCACCUGAAAAUAAUCCAAAGAAAAACUCCAAAUCUUCUAAAUCGUCACUUGUGUUGGAAUUUCACAAAAAAAUUGUUCAUGUCCAUUCUACACGCAAAGACAAAGUCGAAAAUCUCAUCUUACAUGGAGGAAAUUUGGUAGCAUGAACACAUUGAAUUUCAAUCUUGAAUUAGCCUGGCCAAUUGUAUUUGUAUGUAUGCAUAAUUCUUCAUAACGUUAUUUCUGCUCAUUUCUGGUGAUUUUUAGAAGUGAGCAAAUAUGAUAACAUGAACACAUUGAAUUUCAAAUUAGCCUGGCCAAUGGUUGUAGGCAGAAUUCUUCAUACCUUUAUUUCUGCUCAUAACUCGAUGUUAAAUUACGUAAGUACUGUUAAGAAAUCUAGAGAUUGUUUUAAAUUUCAAUAAUGAGUUGAAAAUUUCAUCACAAAAAUGUAAGCACUUGCAAAAAUAGUGUAAAAUUACCAGAGCUGAAGACACCCGAUUGGAGUACACAAUUUGGCCAAAAUUUUUAAAAGUGUGGUGACGCUGUUGGGUAUCUUGUCAAACUUUUUUAGUUGACAAGAAAUGUGAACGACAUUUUAUAGGAUAUUUAGAAGAAUUAUAAACAUGACCGUAGUUUAUUAAUUGCUCGAAGAUAUUGCUCGAAUCAUUGAAAAUAUUUAUUUAAAAAAAUUGUAUAUGUACCUUAAUUUUAUAGUAAAACGUGAAACCGCGUUCAUCAUCCACUCGAAAUACGUCCACAUAAAGUUCCAACUCUUGUCCGAACGUGGCAAGUACACCUCCCUCUUAAAAAAUAUGGAGAGUGGACUCCGUAUCUUGAAGAACGAAUUGGCCGGGUUGGAAACCAUGUUGGACGACGCGAUUUAUUUUCGAAACGAAACGUAUAAAAACCUCGUUCUGACGGAAAAAGAAGCCUCAGAGAACCGGAAACGUCGCCGAAUCCAAAUGGCCAAGAUGAAAAAAGCUGUCGAAAAGAUUUUGGAAGAAAAUCAACGCGCACCUGCAAAGCAACACCAGGCGAAAAUCCGGACCGAUGUGUCGUCGACGGUGCUAAACCCGGGGCAAAUGGGCGGUGAAGUGUCGGACAUCUUGCGCUACAAGAGAGCAGAGGUCGAGGAGUAUCAGGGAAGGGCGCGGCGUCUGGUGGAAAUUAUGAGAGUACCUGAUUUGACACAUAUUCCGCUGAGACUCCGAACCGUUGCCACAAUUGGUGUCAGACUUCGCGAAGAAUUGAACGGAAAACAGCGGCUUCGUGACCUAUUUUUAAAGCAGAAAGCGCAGCUUCAACUCAUCCUCUAUUACUUCCGCUACACGGGAGUGGCCCAAUUGGAAACCUUCAAUGGGAACAAGACCGAGUAUGAAAAUUCGAUCGAGGAGGCGCAGAAGAAACAUGUGCUCAUGAUGCAUAGAAUGGACCGCAUAGGAGAUGUCCAAGUACGGCUAAGGUUGGGAAUGUUGUCUAUCUUGGAUCAGUUGACUGAAGGGAAGAAGAAAACGGCGCACAGAACUCAUGAGGACAUGCGACAAAAUAUGAAGCUGAUUUCGAACAAGUUGCAAAAGAUAGUGGAUGGAAAUGCCGAGUUGGAGGCAUUGUUUGAUGGAACUUAUCCCGAAAAGAAUUACACGGCCUAUGUCAAACAACCUUCUCACCAAAACCGCCUCAUCCGGGUCGGGACGCCACAUGUGUCCGAAGAGUCGGACGAGGAUGAUGACCUCGUUGACUCCAAGGUUCCGGGCCGGCAGGAAAUCAAGUCGAAAAGUGCAAGGAUUGUGAAUCAGGCCAAUUUGAAGAGAGGCAUCCGUUAAGAAAUUAAAGACAAAUUGUAUGCGAUUUCAAUAAAUCAGAUAAUACUGGAUAUAACACUGCA
Messenger RNA from Folsomia candida, 2062 nucleotides. RefSeq lists its product as uncharacterized. Bases 873 to 2000 code for a protein of 375 amino acids. Gene Ontology annotation, biological process: cilium movement; outer dynein arm assembly. Gene Ontology annotation, cellular component: cilium. Lineage: Eukaryota; Metazoa; Arthropoda; Collembola; Entomobryomorpha; Isotomidae. The record is from RefSeq and is a predicted model, not a curated record. The transcript is spliced from 5 exons.